Molecule: messenger RNA, 1805 nt
Organism: Galeopterus variegatus (Sunda flying lemur)
Lineage: Eukaryota; Metazoa; Chordata; Mammalia; Dermoptera; Cynocephalidae
Product: torsin-2A
Exons: 4
Coding region: 341-1264 (307 amino acids)
Cellular component (GO): endoplasmic reticulum lumen; endoplasmic reticulum; nuclear envelope
Molecular function (GO): ATP binding; ATP hydrolysis activity
Source: RefSeq, a predicted model, not a curated record
GCCAAUGAUCAUUUAUUGAUUAAUUUUUGAACCAAAACACUCUAAGGACAUGAAUCUCAUUGAAAUAUCACAAUUUCUCUGUAUGGAUAUUAUGUAUUAUUAUGUACUAUGUAUUACAUGUACUAUUACAAGACACACAAGGCCCCUAAUGCUAAUGCCACAUAGUAAGUGCCCAGCCAAAGCUAUCAGUUAUAUGAAAGAAAAAAAGAGCAUGGAAAAGGCGUAAGGUGUAAGGUUCUUACACACAAAUUUUUGCUAUAAUUGUUACGUCACCCUUUAUGGUCACAAUCUUUUAUUCUUCUUUCUGAGCUACUAUGAUGGUCCCUUAGUUACAGUGGCCAUGGCAACGCGGCCCGCCGUCCCGGAUUGGACGGUUCACGGGCUCCCCCUGGAGGCCGCCUUCCGAUCCUGCGGCAGGACGACGGGGCGGGCCUUUACGACAGGCGAGGGGGAGCCGGGAGUUGUAGGCGAUGAGCGUGGCUUCGGAGCAGUGCAGGCCGGGAGUUGUAGUUUGCUGGCGAGGUGGUUGGCCGCCCCAUACAGAGCGCCGGCCUCACCCGGAUGGCGGCUACGGCGCCUGGCCGCCGACCCUGGGGCUCGCUCCUUGGGCUGCUCGGGCUGCUUGGGCUGGCCUCGACCGCCUCCUGGGACCUGGCUUCGCUGCGCUGCAACUUCGGCGCCUUCUGUGAAUGCGACUUCCGGCCCGACUUGCCGGAAGGAUCUUAAGAGCUGGGUCCAGGGGAACCUCACUGCCUGCAGCCGCUCCCUGUUCCUCUUCGAUGAGAUGGACAAGCUGCCCCCAGGCCUAAUGGAGGUCCUGCGACCUUUCCUGGGCUCCUCAUGGGUUGUGUAUGGGACCAACUAUCGCAAAGCCAUCUUCAUCUUCAUCAGCAACACUGGUGGCGAGCAGAUCAACCAGGUGGCAUUGGAGGCGUGGCGUAGCCGCCGGGACCGUGAGGAGAUCCGCCUGCAGGAGCUGGAGCCGGUCAUCUCCCGGGCUGUGCUGGACAACCCGCACCAUGGCUUCUGGCACUCGGGCAUCAUGGAGGAGCACCUCCUGGACACUGUGGUGCCCUUCCUCCCACUCCAGCGACACCACGUACGGCACUGUGUGCUAAACGAGUUGGCUCAGCUGGGCCUGGAGCCAAGGGACGAAGUUGUCCAGGCUGUGCUGGACAGCACCACCUUCUUCCCUGAGGACGAACAGCUCUUCUCCUCCAAUGGCUGCAAGACCGUGGCUGCCCGAAUCGCUUUCUUUCUCUGACUCCCGGGUGGCACCCUUGCCUUUCUCUACCUGGCUGGGCCAUGCAGGAAAGGCCUGGGGCCUCUGUCAGAGGGACCCUUGUCCUGAGCCUCCAGGAGAGUGGGACUCAGAGCACAAAGUGAAGAUGAAGAGAGUGUUGGCCAGGACAUGGGACAGAGGGCCGGGAAGGGCCCUGACCUCUUGACUGGUUUGAGGGCAUCUUGGCCCUUGCUGCCUUCCCCAGGGAAACCCCCGGCCACCCCAGAACCUUACUGAGCCUUGACCUCCCCCUCCAGCCUGAGCCUUCUUAACAUGAAUUGUAACUCAGGGACUGUGGCUCGUGGCUGCUCCCUCCCGCCUCGGUCUGUUACCUUGCCCCUUGCUCUGGCACGCUCCCCCACUCUCCACCCCCCACCCUGUGUCCCAGUAUCACAAAGCCAAGCCAGAACUUCUCAGUUUCCAUGAAUGGAGGGACUCAAGUUGCCACUGGGCCUGGUUAUAGAAGUUUUUAAUUUUGUAAAAGAGAACAAGUGUAAUAAACUUAGCCAUGGGACCAGAGAAA